AUGACGUCGAAGUUGGUGAUUGGGAUUCUUUUCGCAGCGGCUUUAGUUCUGGGGCAACAUGCCGAGCAAGUCAAAAGAACAUUCGAAUCGAUCAGUGCGAAAUAUGACUACAUCAUAGUUGGGGGUGGAACCAGUGGCCUCGUCGUCGCCAACAGACUCAGCGAAGACCCCGCAAAAACGGUCCUAGUCGUAGAGUACGGAGACUUCGCCAACACAAUUAAUGUCACUGUGCCAUACUUUGCAACAUACGACCAGUCAGCGCGCCUCUACAAUGUGACCUCCGUCCCUCAAGCCCACCUUGAUAACCGCACCUCCCGCCUCCGCAUCGGCGCCGUGGUAGGCGGAAGCUCCGCUGUCAACGGGAUGGCCUGGGAUCGCGGCUCUGAAGCCGACUACGACGCGUGGGAAGCUCUCGGAAACCCCGGCUGGGGCUGGACGACUCUUGUAAAGUACUUUCAAAAGUCGUCGACGUUCGCACCGCCUCCUGAUGAGUAUGUUGAGGAGUACGGCUACGAAUGGAGUCACAAUUCCUACGGCGACGGACCCAUACAAGUUGGGUUCCCUGCGUGGCAAUGGCCAGAGUCAGCUCUCAUGGCGCAGGCAUGGGCCCAAGAUAUCAAAGUACCUAUCUUGAAAGACGGGGCUGACGGCGACAACGUUGGUAUCGCAUGGCUCCCGCAAAAUUCUGGCGGUCCAAACGCAACGCGGUCGACCGCUGAGACAGCGUACUUCGAUCCUGUCAGCACCCGCAAGAACAUACAUCUGCUUGUGCGUCAUUACGGGGCAGCUAUAAAGUUUGAGGGUAACACAACGACCGGCGUCGUGAUCGGCUGCCGUGAUGGAUCGGGAACCAAGUUCCUGGAGUCUAGGAAUGUCGUGCUUGCCGCGGGCGCAGUCCACACACCUCAACUCCUGCAGUUGAGCGGCAUUGGCCCAGAGAAGCUCCUCAAUUCUCUCGAUAUUGAGCUUGUGGUUGAUCUACCGGGCGUUGGUGCAAAUUUUCAAGACCACCCUGCCAUUUUCAUGGUUUAUGAUUUUGCCAACGACACAUCCCUCAACCCGACUCUUAUGACCAACGAAACCUUCUACAACGCAUCGUGGGUAGAGUACGAAGCCAACAGAACUGGACCGCACUCGCACGCCUGGGGAAACAGAGUGGUCUUCACGUCUCUCAAAGACCUCGACCCAGAAAACUACCAAGCCAUCGCCGACGCCGUCACAGCCCAAGACCCGCUCCAGCACCUCCCGCAAGUGUACGCCGACAACCCGGCACUCGUCCGCGGCUUUACCUGCCAACGCGAAGUCCUGAGGACAGAGUUCCUCGACCCGAAGGCAGGCGUCAUGGAAUUCACAUUUGGCGGCGCGGAAUCCGUCCCCGUCGCCCUCCAGAAGCCCCUCUCGCGCGGCACAAUCACCAUCAAUAGUACGAAUCCGAAUCCCGGAUCGUCCGUCGGAGCCGACAGCGGUGGGGUCCGUAUCGACUUCAACACGCUCUCCAACCCGAUCGACACGAUCAUCCUCCUCCGCGCCGUCGCGAAAGCCCGCGCCUUCAUGGCGAGUCCCAGCGUCGAGACGCUCGCCGCAGUGGAGAUUACCCCGGGCCCGGGCGUAGCGAGCGACGCCGAGAUUGAGGCCGUUAUGCGGGAGUCGUGGCUCUCUUCCAGUUUCGACCAUCCUGUCGGGACGGCGGCGAUGAUGCCGAGGCAUCUGGGCGGUGUUGUGGAUAGCGGGCUGAGGGUGUAUGGCGUCGAGGGUCUCUGGGUUGUGGAUGCGAGUAUUAUGCCCUUGCUGCCUGCGGCGCAUACGCAGGCUACGGUGUAUGCUGUUGCAGAGUACGCGGCUGAUCUUAUCAAAGGGGUUGAAAAAGCAACCUAG
Colletotrichum orchidophilum is the source of this 1875-nucleotide messenger RNA. Its product is annotated as GMC oxidoreductase. Gene Ontology annotation, molecular function: flavin adenine dinucleotide binding; oxidoreductase activity, acting on CH-OH group of donors. NCBI's taxonomy places the organism in Eukaryota, Fungi, Ascomycota, Sordariomycetes, Glomerellales, Glomerellaceae. Gene Ontology annotation, biological process: secondary metabolite biosynthetic process. The transcript has 4 exons. Bases 1 to 1875 code for a protein of 624 amino acids. The record is from RefSeq and is a predicted model, not a curated record.